Molecule: messenger RNA, 1360 nt
Organism: Phytophthora nicotianae INRA-310
Lineage: Eukaryota; Oomycota; Peronosporomycetes; Peronosporales; Peronosporaceae
Exons: 1
Coding region: 1-1281 (426 amino acids)
Source: RefSeq, a predicted model, not a curated record
AUGCGCCUGUGCCGUGUUGUGUUAUUGGGAAUUAUCGCCCUAUUUGCAAGGAUCAAUGCAAGCUCAGAUACCCAAGCCGCAACAAGAAAUCUCGCAGCUUCUGAACACGGCGUCUCCACCGACAGGUCUUUGAGAUCCGGCUACAUCGCCAAAGAGGACAACGAAGAGAGGGUUGCCCUUGGAGGUGAUAAACUACUGGCUGCAGUGAAAGCCGUCCCCGGCCUUGAUGAUGUGGCUGCAAGUCUGAAAAACAAACAGUUGGCUCCCAAAGAAGCAUUCAAGUUCUUCGUAUUGGACGACGUAGCGGAUAACCUGUUUGCCAAUCCGCAAUUUAAGAACUGGCUGAAUUACGCCACGGAAUUCAGAAAAGCGAAUCCACACGCUAAUACGGGAUCCGUCAUUGAUAUGCUUGCAGCUCACUACACAGACGACGUUUUGGUUCGAAUUAUCAAAAUAGCUAAGAAAGACCCAGCCACCCAGAUACGAGCCGCGUACUUCGAGGAUGCCUUAGUUGGUAAAUGGGUGAAAGACGGACAAACACCGGCAUACAUUUCGAGCAUGUUUGGUAGACAAGUAACCCCGGAAGAGGCCUUCAAGCUACUCAAGUACGACAUGAGAACGGAUAACUUUUUCGGGAGUCGGGAAUACAGCGCUUGGCUAUCGUACGAUAACUUUUUCAAGAGCGAGAAUCCCAACGUUCCAGUGAAAUCACUGGUCGAUAUACUGACGACUCACUACGAUGACCAAAAGUUGGUAGAAAUCAUCAAUGCAGUGCAGACCAACAGAUUGUCGAAGCUCAGAGCCGCGAACUUUGAAAAGUCCCUGAUCGCUAAAUGGAUGGAAAACGAGAAAACCUCGACAUACAUCUCGAACACGCUGGGCAGAGAAGUGACUCCAGAUGAUGCCUUCACCUUGCUCUCACUCAACAAGGAUGUGGAUAACUUAUUUACGCAUUCGGAAUACGAUACCUGGCUCAAAUACGCAAUAUCUUUCAAGAAAGAGAACCCAAACGUUGAAGCGGAUCCAGUUAUCGAAACGCUCAUGCUUAAUUUUCGUGACGAUGCGCUGUUCGAGCUAAUCAAGAAGGCAGAAAUGACUCCAGCGACGGAGAAAAAGGCUGCUUUCAUCAAGAAUGCUCUGCUCGACGAAUGGGUGGAAACCAAAGUGCCACCAGCGUACGUCAUAAACAAACUGGCCACGUCGGAGCAGGAUAGGAAGAAGUUGUUGAAGACGUACCUGGACAAAAUCUACUCGAGUCCUCUGUUUACGGCCAAGGAUUGAUACCUGUCAAUAGCUGCCCACGACGACCACGCGGAGAUAACCGAACUUUCAUCCUACCGCUAGCGUGAGUUGCUUGCAU